AGAAGCCAAUUCUUUCAUUUAGUUCUCUGAUAAAAUUCAAAAGCUGAUUCAUACAUAGUUUGAAUAUAAGGUGUUAAUUUUGAUAGGAGAUUUUUAAGGGAGACCUCACAACAUCCAGCGAUUUCAGAUACUGUAGGCAGAUUGAUUCCUCCCUUGUCUUUGAAUACGAAAUCUCCAGUUAGUUUAACCAAAACUGAGGCUAUGACGUGCUCAUGUUCUCCUUAAACCAGGUGCAGAUUCUUUAAAUGGGAAUAGAAGAAUCUGCAUAAAGUUUAAAAUUUCUGAUUAAAACCUAUGCAUGUACAAAUUCUAAUCAUGAAAGCUAUUGUAAAGGCAUCUUCGUUGAAUGGUUUAAUUAAAUUCAAUUGAAUUAAGAUCUUGCGAACUUGCUUCUCGUCCAC
Paramecium octaurelia is the source of this 401-nucleotide messenger RNA. NCBI's taxonomy places the organism in Eukaryota, Ciliophora, Oligohymenophorea, Peniculida, Parameciidae. The record is from the annotation of a GenBank genome assembly.